AUGUUCGGCUGCAUCCUGAAGAUACUACAAUUGCUGAAAUAUUUAAUUUGUUCAUUUUUUAAGUGUUUAAUCUCAUCCAUAUGUCCUCCAUGCAAAACAACUUUUGCUGGGGAAAUAGUGCUGAUUACUGGCGCUGCAAAUGGGAUUGGAAGGCAGAUUGCCUUAGCUUUUGCUCCUUUGGGAGCAAUCUUGGUUCUUUGGGAUAUUGAUGAUGAAGGUAACAAAGAAACAAGAAGACUAGCCGAAAACUAUGGAGCUGUACGAGUGUUCACCUAUCACUGUGACUGCAGCAAUAGGGAAGAGGUCUACCAACAGGCAGACAAGGUUAGAAAAGAAGUUGGGGAUGUUACUAUUCUAGUCAACAAUGUUGGCACAGUGCUUGGGAAAAAGUUCUGUGACACUUCAGGUGAAGAUUUUGAAAAGAUCAUGAGAGUCAACUUCUUCUCUCAAGUCUGGACUUGCAAGGCCUUUCUUCCAGCCAUGAUAGCCCGUAACCGUGGACAUCUGGUUAGCAUAGCCAGUGCAGGAGGAUUGUUGGGACUCUACAGAGGGACAGAUUACUGUGCAAGCAAGUCUGCAGUCAUUGGAAUGAUGGAAGCCAUAGAUUCAGAACUGUAUCAUUCAGGAAAGCAUGGCAUUAAAACCACAAUCGUUUGCCCUUAUUUUGUUCGUACUAGAUUAGCUAGGGGUUUUAAAAGCGAAUGCCCUCUCCUACUUCCUGUUUUUGAUCCAGCGUAUGUAGCCUGCAGGAUUGUGGACGCAGUUCGAAAAGAAAAGUUUUAUCUAGUCAUGCCUCCAACUUUACGCUUAUUUGGUCUCAAAUUUUUAAUUCCUAGAAUAUUCAUACUACUCUUCGAGUCUUGCAUUAAUCUACAGCAUGGAUAA
Apaloderma vittatum (bar-tailed trogon) is the source of this 885-nucleotide messenger RNA. Its product is annotated as epidermal retinol dehydrogenase 2-like. Gene Ontology annotation, cellular component: lipid droplet. The transcript has 6 exons. NCBI's taxonomy places the organism in Eukaryota, Metazoa, Chordata, Aves, Trogoniformes, Trogonidae. Bases 1 to 885 code for a protein of 294 amino acids. Gene Ontology annotation, molecular function: oxidoreductase activity, acting on the CH-OH group of donors, NAD or NADP as acceptor. The record is from RefSeq and is a predicted model, not a curated record.